Messenger RNA from Dentiscutata heterogama, 176 nucleotides. The record is from the annotation of a GenBank genome assembly. Lineage: Eukaryota; Fungi; Glomeromycota; Glomeromycetes; Diversisporales; Gigasporaceae.
AAUUAGAAUUAAAUGACCCACGUAGUCAAGAAUAUUACCAAACAGGAUUGGGAAGAGGAACUCUUGUUCACUGUAAAGUUUGUAAUUAUCAGAAACCUAGAACUAGAAUGCAUCGAUUAGAAAGCAUUCGAGAAGAACUUUGGUUUUGUGAAUUAGAGCAUAUGUAUGCAUAUAAA